Molecule: messenger RNA, 2231 nt
Organism: Durio zibethinus
Lineage: Eukaryota; Viridiplantae; Streptophyta; Magnoliopsida; Malvales; Malvaceae
Product: Auxin efflux carrier family protein
Biological process (GO): endoplasmic reticulum to cytosol auxin transport
Cellular component (GO): membrane
Source: RefSeq, a predicted model, not a curated record
CAACACGCAAGAUCUGACCCCAGAAAAAAGAAAAGGACGGAAAAGGGACAGAGCAGGAAAUUUCCAGUGACACGGAAGGUGAGGGUAAAAUAAAGAAUUCAUCUACACAAUGGAGGGGCAAUUUUGGUAAGCAAGAAACGUAUAUUUUGGACUAGAAAUUCUUAAACUGAUUGAACAUCUCAAAUUUCCUUUGCUGUUCAAUUAAUUUUAUUUGAUAGAAAAUCAGGUGCUUAUUUGAACUACACUUCAACGAGAGUUGACAUCUAACUCUGAAACAUAAAGCGGGAGCCGUGGAGUAGAAACAGACUGUUUGGGUACCGGGAUUUUCCCCUAAAUCACCACUUUAAUUUUCUUCUUCUUCGUCUUCUCUUUCUUUUUUCUGUUUUAUUCUGAUAACUGAAUUAUUCCUAAGGAUUAGAUUGGAUGCCGGCUUUGGAAUUGCGUUAGAAGAGAGAAAUAGGAUUGGUACGAAGGGCUAAGGAGAAGAGAUGGAAAGGCUCCUGUCGGCGGUGAUGGAGACUCCGGCGGCAGCAGCGGGAGGACAGUCUUUGUUUGGAAGCAUAAAGAUAGCAGUUUUACCAAUAGCAAAAGUAUUUACCAUGUGUUUCCUGGGCUUUCUAAUGGCGUCCAAGUAUGUUAAUAUCUUGCCUACGAACGGCAGAAAGCUUUUAAAUGGGUUAGUAUUUUCACUGUUGCUCCCGUGCUUAAUCUUUUCUCAACUCGGACAAGCUGUCACUAUACAGAAAAUGCUUGAGUGGUGGUUCAUUCCUGUGAAUGUUGUUCUCGGCGCUAUCUCUGGCACUCUAAUAGGUUAUCUUGUUGCAACCUUAGUCAAACCUCCAUACCCAUACUUCAAGUUCUCAAUCAUACAAAUUGCAAUUGGAAACAUUGGGAACGUACCACUUGUUUUGAUUGCAGCUUUAUGUAGAGAUGCAUCCAAUCCUUUUGGAGACACUGAAACAUGUAGUACUCAGGGAACUGCAUAUAUUUCAUUUGGACAGUGGGUUGGUGCAAUUAUUCUAUACACAUAUGUAUUUCACAUGUUUGCUCCUCCACCGGAAGGUACAUUUGACCUUGAGGAUGGGAAUCUCCCCUUUAAGAUCCCUCAGAAGGAUGCCUCUCCUGAGAAUGUUGCAUUGCUGAUGCAAGAGGCUGCACCAACGGAUUCAGAUAAUUCAAAGAAAGGAAAGAUUAAAAGUUUUCUAGUUUUUGUUUAUGAGAAGUUAAAGCUCAAGCAAAUCCUUCAACCCCCCAUUAUUGCAUCAAUCCUAGCCAUGGUUAUCGGUGCAGUUCCAGUUCUAAAGAGAUUAAUAUUUACAAGUGAUGCUCCACUUUAUUUCUUCACUGACAGCUGCAUUAUUCUUGGGGAAGCCAUGAUUCCAUGCAUCUUGUUGGCAUUGGGAGGCAACCUUGUUGAUGGACCGGGGCCAGGAAGUUCAAGAAUUGGUCUUCGAACACUUGUUGCUAUUAUUUUUGGGCGCUUAAUCUUGGUGCCUCCUGUAGGACUUGGCAUUGUAAUGCUAGCUGAUAAGCUUGGUUUCCUUCCUGCUGGUGAUAAAAUGUUCCGAUUUGUCCUACUCCUUCAGCAUUCAAUGCCAACAUCUGUCCUUUCUGGUGCUGUUGCUAAUUUAAGAGGUUGUGGAAAGGAGGCAGCUGCUGUGCUGUUCUGGGUUCAUAUUUUUGCAGUUUUCUCCAUGGCAGGAUGGAUUAUUCUCUAUCUGAACAUACUCUUCUAAAACUGUGCCAAGCCACCACUGCAUUUGAACCAUAGUCGUCCUUAUGGUAUUUAAUUAUUUCCUUGUUAGUCAGUGUUGAUAGCCUGAGUAGUAGAUUAGUUGGAAUCUUCAAAUUCUUUGAAAGGAGAAGGUAACAGCUUAUGUGAUUUGUGAGCCCGGCAGCCAUGAAGAGAGGCAUUCCUGUGCAGACAGGAGCUGUGGAAGAUUGUUUGGCAAUUGUUUUUUUCUCUUGAUCUCAUGUCAAUAUGACAGCGAGCUUGUUACAUGUUCAUGUUCAUGUUCAUACCUUCUUACCACCUAAAUGGGGAUGGACUCGAAGCUGUUAUAUUUACCUCGUAGAAAAUUUGAAAGUAAUCAAUUCCAUGGCCUCCUGAGUGGGUGUUGCCUGACGAAGUUCAGUGCAGAAAUCUAGAUCUGGAAAUUAAUCGUUAGGUGAUCUUGUUUAGCGGUUAAUACGUUAUUCAAUUGUGUGAUAUAUAGUAUCUCACCUGGGCU